Molecule: messenger RNA, 2497 nt
Organism: Ruditapes philippinarum (Manila clam)
Lineage: Eukaryota; Metazoa; Mollusca; Bivalvia; Venerida; Veneridae
Product: centriolar and ciliogenesis-associated protein HYLS1-like
Biological process (GO): cilium assembly
Cellular component (GO): centriole; non-motile cilium
Source: RefSeq, a predicted model, not a curated record
AAUAUCAAAAUGGAUGAUAGCUUAGAGUUCACAGAUGAUGAAAUUCGUGAAGAGCUGGGAAAGUUGGGAUAUCAAAAUGUUCCAGAUUCAAGACUUGACGAGUUUAAAAAAGAUCUUGGAAGACUGAUUCGUCAUGAGAGAAGUAAACAGAGUUCACAGAAUACAAGCAUGUCUUCACAUCUCCACACAGAUACUUCAAAUUAUGAAUCAAGGGUGCGAGUACCUGAGCCAAGAAUGAGAGUACCACUUGAAGAAUCUCCAGUUGAACGUCAAGUACCUAGUCUAGCGGAGGAUAGAAGAAUGUAUUCACAGUGGAGAAGCGGUAAAGAAAACAGAGAGUAUCCAAUGAGAGCUGGUUCCCCUCAAGAAGUACAUCACAUUCCUCGUAGACCUGGUGCUGAAUUCAGUUUAUAUGAAAAUGAUGCUGAUCAAUCACAGUUGUCUCACAGAGAUGAUGUUUCGGAAGCAGACUCAGAGAGGAGAAUGAUGAAGCGAAAAGUGCUCAGAAAAGAGAAAGAUGGCUCAAAGAGAGUUGAUGAAUCCAUGUCAGAAAGCGAUAUAAGUAGUGUGAUGGAUAUAAAUGAACGUUUAAGGGAACUGGGAAUAGCUGAUAGGGUGGAACUAUUUGAUAGGAAACGCCCACAAUCUGCACAAACACAGCCACAUCGACUAUCCCAAUGACCUAGACCUGCUUCAGUUAUACUUAGAAAACCAGAGCACCCACAUACAAGGAAUAUAAAGAAGUCUGACCCAGUAGCGAGAUAUCAACAGUUCCGACAAAGUUGGCAGGUUCAGAGGGCGCCAGGGGAGAAAAAUCAUAAAAAUUUACGUUGGAAUGUCCGAGAACAAAUGUUGGCACAAGAUAUUGUUUAUGAAAAGAAACAGCAUAGAGUGUUUGUGGCGAACAACUAUAAAAUACCAUCCGACAAAAAACGGCAAGAUCUACGAUGGCAGAUCCGUAUGGAUAUGGCACAAGGCCAGUUACCUCACCAUGGCUUCUUCCCAGAGUAUUGAUAUUGAACCAGGAAAUGUCAUUUUAAAAUGAUAAUGAAGUGAUAUAAGAGGCAAUAAAAUACCUUUAACAAAUUGUGAUAGUGAACAGUCAAUAUCAGUAUAUAUGGAUUUCUUAUGACAUUCAAUGUUGUUGGUGAAAAUGAUUUUGAAAUCGCCCAAAUAAGAAAGAAAUGUUAUGAGAUGAAAUGAUUUUGAAAUCACCACAAUAAGAAAGAAAUGUUAUGAGGUGAAAAUGAUUUUGAAAUCACCCCUAUAUUAAAGAAAUGUUAUGAGAACCCAGAAUGUUAGACAGUUUUUAUGGAAAAAAAAAUAUAUUAUAAAGGUUAUCAAAAGGGUUAAAGUGUUGAACAAAUGGCAAAUUUUAUUUAUAUAUUUAUUUAUUAUGAAAAAAUGACCAGUUUGCCUUUUAAUUGUGACAUAACAAAGUUGCGUGCUAAGCAUAUCAUUUUGUAAAGUCAUUAGAACACAGAUAUAUUGAAAUUGCCAGCUUGAAUAUAGAUAUAAUAUGCAUUGUUAAAACACAAAAUGAAAUCAUAGAUUAUUAUUAUAGAAAAGACAAUAAAAAAUUUGCAAAGAAAAAAAUAAUAAGAAAUAAAGAGCUAUAAAGAAUGAAGAAUUAUGGCCGUUUCAGUGUGCACAUUUCAUUCUUUCAAAAUCUAGAGUAGAUUUUAUUUUGAUUUAUUAAACCUUAAAUGCUAGUGAAAUGCUGUUGAAUUGACUUAGAUUGAUUUAUACACAUGUAUAUUAUGUAGAUAAAGUUAUUUAUUGUUUUAAAGUACUGCCAGAAUAGAUGUAAAUAUGCCAUGUUAAACAUAUUUUGAUAAUGUUUUUAUACUCUUGAAUUAGCUAUGAUAGGUAUCCUGUUAAUAUGCUCUUCGUUUGUCUGUACACAUAGGUCAAGUUGGAAUAUUUUUACAGUUCACUGAUUUAUGGUAGUUAUACUGUUAGAAAAUUUGCUUAUGGUUAUAUUUUAACUGCCUUCUGCUGAGCCCUUUUUCUUCAACAAAAUGUUGAACUGAUCAACAGAAUCGAUGCAACAUUGUGUACCUAUGUAUAAGAUUUACAAGUCGGACUGUACAUAUUUAAAACUGAAAAUAUAUUUUAUUACUAACUUGAGAAAUUUGUUGUGGCAUAAAAAUUGUUUAUUAUCAACAAUGUUAGUUUAUUGUGCCCUCUGUUUGCAAUACACAGAAAAAAGUCGAGCUUAAAAUUAAACAACACCUACCAAACUUGCAGUAAGCUAUUAUUUCUGUUAACAUGGCCUUUUUUUAGUGUAAAAGUGAUUUUUUUUUUUAAAUGAAUCACAUUCAUACCGAUAAAAUCUCAUAAGCACCAUGAUCUGUAAGCAUGUAUCAUCUGGCACUUAAUGUGAUAAUUUUGUUCUAUUUUUUACUAAAUUGAAUUUUUAUUUAUUUUACAAAAUUGUUGUAAAAAUGUCAUAUAAUGUUUAUACAUGUACAGUGAAAUAAAAUUGUAAAUAAGA